AUUCCUAUCAAGUCGGUGAGUACAUAACCUUAUUUUGGUAGAACGAAAUAGUUUCAAAUAGAUUUUAUUAUUGAUAAGUUGUCGCCAUAAUUAUGAGACUCGGCACAGUUUUAUUGAAACAAAUACCUUAUCGAUUCAGAGGGAAGUAUCGUAUAGUAAAGAAACCAAGCUUUGAAGAUUUGUUAAAAUUAAGGCAUGACUUUGAAAGAGAAGAACGGAACAUGUUGAUUUUAAGACAUCCUUAUUUAACGAGUCAACAAUCUCAUGGUCACAUGAAUCAUAUAGAAAAGCCAACUUUAAGUAAAAUAUAUGGCAAACUAAAAGACGAAAAGUUUUCUAAAUCUAUAACAAUUGCGGAUAGAUUAAAUCACUUAAAAGUAUCAGAAGCGUGGGAUUGAAGCGUAUACUUGCUUAUAAAAUGUAUUAAAUGUUUAUUCCUUGCUUUAUAUAUCAUAGUAUUGUGUAAUUAUUAAAUAUCUUAUAUGAUU
Messenger RNA from Vespula pensylvanica (western yellowjacket), 488 nucleotides. RefSeq names its product ribosomal protein 63, mitochondrial. Gene Ontology annotation, cellular component: mitochondrial ribosome. Gene Ontology annotation, biological process: mitochondrial translation. NCBI's taxonomy places the organism in Eukaryota, Metazoa, Arthropoda, Insecta, Hymenoptera, Vespidae. Bases 93 to 398 code for a protein of 101 amino acids. Gene Ontology annotation, molecular function: structural constituent of ribosome. The record is from RefSeq and is a predicted model, not a curated record. The transcript has 2 exons.